AUGGCAACGAGCUCUGCCAUAGAUAUCGACAUGGUCAUCGAAAAAACCAGAAGGACUCCAUUUACAAACAGAAUCGCCAGCGUAAGGCUUCAUCACGUUGGGAAACUAAAAUUCCCCGAAUAUGCAGGAAACACAGACCCAAAGGCCCACGUACGAGCAUUUCGUCUAGUAAUAUCGAGAGCACACCUCACCGACGACGAAAAAGAGGCUGGUUACUGCUGCUUCUUUGCCGAGAACCUCACGGGGGCCGCCUUUGAAUGGUUCACUGGACUUGAAGAAAACUCGAUUGACAAUUUCACUCAGCUGGUAUCUACCUUCCUCAAACAGUAUUCAGUCUUCAUAGAGACAAGAGUUACCGAGGCAGAUCUUUGGAAUCUCAAGCAAGCACCUUCCGAACCGUUGAGAGUGUACACAAAUAAGUUCAGAGAAAUCAAGGCCAAGAUUUCGCAUCCGAAUGAGGUCGUCGCCCUAGCAGCAUUGAAGAAUGGCAUCUGGUUCUCAUCCAAAUUCUGGGAAGAACUAGCAGUACGAGCACCUAUCUCGUUGGAUGACGCCCUAAACCGAGCCUCUUACUUCGCCACCCACGAAGAGGAGGUCGCAGCCUUAAAAGAACAGUAUAUCGAGAACAAGAAUAAUGCGACUAAAAAGCCUACUGCUCCUAAGGAGCCAGCGACCAAAGGACAACAUUCCUAUGCAAUAAACAACUCACCACAAAAAUCUUCGACAUACGACCUCAGCAAAUAUUGCGUCUUCCAUGACCGCAAAGGCCAUUCGACCGAAGAAUGUCGAGCCGCGCUUCGCAGUCUGAACGAAAAUAAGAAAACCACAGAAGAAACCAGAGAGGAAGAAGAAGAGCCAGUGACUGCAAAAUCCAACCGAAAGGCCAAAUUCUCGACAAACAAAAGAGGCAGGGAGACCGAGCAGGAAUCACCGAGUUCUCCACCCCCAGCUCCGAAGAAAAGAGUCGACAUGAUUUCGUGGGGGCCAAACAACAACGCAACCGACGAAAUCAAGAGCCAGACCGAAGGGAAAAUACGCUUCGAGAUCACGGUAGCGAUCCGCACAUUAGAAAACCCCAAUUCGUGA
This is a messenger RNA of Brassica napus (rape), 1086 nucleotides long. RefSeq lists its product as uncharacterized. The coding region runs from base 1 to 1086 and encodes 361 amino acids. NCBI's taxonomy places the organism in Eukaryota, Viridiplantae, Streptophyta, Magnoliopsida, Brassicales, Brassicaceae. The record is from RefSeq and is a predicted model, not a curated record. The transcript has a single exon.